UCGAUUUUUAUGGUGCGCUGUGCCUGAAACUAAACCCCGUGAACUUUCCAUGGACCCAGCUCUCUACAUCAGAACAAGAGCUAAAGAAAGCAACUCCUCGUGUAUCCUUUUGAACAUUACGUUAGCUCACAGUUAGUUGCUGCUGUUCACAUGAUUCAUUUAGCGUCCAUCGUUUUCUAUAAAUUCUGAACAACCCCUCCGUUUCAUUCCAUAAACUGGUAAAAUGGACAUCGGUGUCGGGAUCCGAUGCUUUAUUCUGCUACCACUACUACUCGUGUCCUGCUGCGCUUUUCGCUGCUCUUUUGCUGAGAACGAGAAGGUUCAAUCUGCGGUGGUGGUCGGGACUGUAUACUGUGAUACCUGCUUUCGCCAGGAAUUCUCAAAGGCGAGCCGCUUCAUUUCAGGUGCUUCAGUCGCCAUUGAAUGCGGAGAGUUCAGAAAAGAGGUGAAGACUAACCGACGCGGAAUGUUCAGAGCUCGUCUACCCACGAAAAUAAGCAAGCACAUCGACAGCGUAGGAUCUUGCUCGGUAAAACUUAUAAGAAGCAAUCAUCCAUUCUGCUCUGCGGCUUCAUUUGCAACUUCGUCUGGCCUUCGUCUUAAAUCCAAGAGGAAAGAUCUCCAUGUUUUCUCCGCAGGCUUCUUCGCCUUCAAGCCGUUGAAACAGCCAGAGCUCUGUAACCAAGAGCCUAAACCUCAACAAACAAUUGCAGAACCUGAUUUAAUCUUCCCUCCGUUCUUUCCACCGCUCCCUUUAGUACCACCACCGUCGCUUUUACCCCCGGUGAUUCCAUCACCACCACCAUCAUUUCCACCAACACCACCGCCGCCUGCCUCCAUUUUCCCACCAUUUCCUAUACCAUUGCCUCCGAGUCCGCUAAUUCCUGGCAACCCUCCCCAUCCAGAGAAAACAUCACCGUGAUGUAGCAAUGUUUUGGUGAAGUAUGGGAAAUGUUUAGGACCUGCAGCUUGUUAGUCUCUUCAGUUCUAUGUUUUUCAGAUUAGAAGUGGCAAUAUGUGUACAUGUAAUGUCAAGUUUUAACUAUGUAAUGAGAUUGUACUUCUUGUGUUUGAUUUCAGAUA
Asparagus officinalis (garden asparagus) is the source of this 1083-nucleotide messenger RNA. Its product is annotated as pollen allergen Che a 1-like. Lineage: Eukaryota; Viridiplantae; Streptophyta; Magnoliopsida; Asparagales; Asparagaceae. The record is from RefSeq and is a predicted model, not a curated record. Bases 224 to 922 code for a protein of 232 amino acids. The transcript is spliced from 3 exons.